This is a messenger RNA of Exophiala xenobiotica, 1068 nucleotides long. RefSeq lists its product as uncharacterized. The record is from RefSeq and is a predicted model, not a curated record. NCBI's taxonomy places the organism in Eukaryota, Fungi, Ascomycota, Eurotiomycetes, Chaetothyriales, Herpotrichiellaceae. The coding region runs from base 1 to 1068 and encodes 355 amino acids. The transcript has 2 exons.
AUGUCUGAGCUGGGCGUCGCUGGUGAGGGGACGAGCGACCUUUGCACAACAGGCCCGUUCCAACUCGCCACCCUCGCCGCCGACGCCGCCGUGCUUGAACUUCGCCGCGAACUCCUCCAGCCCAGCACCCUCGCCCGGCGCAUGCACUGGUGGCCACGCUCGCCGGCGUGUCUGCGCGGGUUUACCAAGGCCGAAGCACCAUUCACCCAUGCGUUCUGGACGUCUCCCCAAGUCAUUGGGAUCAUGGAGUCGUUCACCAAGAUCGACCUGGAAGUCUCCCUGCCCUACGAGAUCGGGCAUACCAAUGUUCAGGUCGGGUUCGGCGGUCGGGAAGCGCUCAAGGAUCAGAGCAUUCGCCCCGUGCCCGUCCCGGUAGGCUGGGAGGAGAAGGCCGGCGAGUUUGACAACGUGCCGGUGGACAAUUGGCACACGGACUCGUUCCCGUACAGCGUUGUCAUGAUGCUGAGUAACACGGAGAACAUGGUCGGUGGGGAGACAGCGCUCAGAUUGCCCGACGGAAGUGUGAAGAAGUUGCGUGGCGCGACGCUCGGGUCCGCGAUUUUCAUCCAGGGCAAGUUCGUGCAGCACGCCGCGCUCAGAGCGUAUGGUACCGAUGAGCGGAUUACCAUGGUAUGUCCAUACCGAGCGGCGAGUCCGAUGAAGAGGGAUGAUACCGAGAUCACGAAUAGUUUACAGUUGAGUUACCUGAACGAGUUGUACGGGCAUUUUGCGCUCGAGAGGUUCAAGGUGCUCAAGAAGAAGAGCGAAUACAUGAUCGCCAAGUUGGAGGAAUUGAAGAGGGAAGCCAAGGAGAAGGAGCCAGAGAAUUAUGAUGCUGUGAUUAUGGAUAGGGACGAGGUGAAGUGGAUGAUGGAGGAGAUGGUGAGGUAUCUGAAGUUGGAUGUUGAUGAAGAGGGGUUCCUCGAUCCUGUACGGCUUGUUGUGCUGCUUGAGGACAGAUACUGUAGUUUGCAAGUGUUGCUCAUUCACCGGGCCCAAAAGGAGCUUGACGAUCUACUUGGUGGAUCUGCCAGGUAUCCUGACGCCCGUCUGAAACCAGAUGCCUAG